GUUGUGAGGCCGGAGCAGGAUUGCAAAAUACGUUUAUUUGUGCUCCCACUGCAGAGACACCGGCUCUCAACCCCGAAAGUUGGUUCAACACGGGCACCAACUCUUUGCCCAGCCAGCAUAGAGAGCCAAGAGCUGCGUGUGUGCCUGAGGAUCAUGUCAGAAGCUGUGGCAGGAUUUACAGACACCGGCUCUCGACCCCGAAAGUUGGUUCAACACGGGCACCAACUCUUUGCCCAGCCAUUACAGAGAGCCAAGAGCUGCGUGUGUGGCUGAAGAUCAUGUCAGAAGCUGUGGCAGGAUUUACGUGAGUAACAACAGCUCACGUUGACUAAAGGGAGGAGUGGAAAGUCUUGAGAAAGCUGUAAGAAAAGAGUACAAAGUUGUUGGAAAUGUUGUUCAGGCUUCGUAAGUUUAAGUGGUGUAAAAAAAAAACUUAGCUCAAAGAUCCUUUUCAGAACUUUUAACUGUCUUCAUUCAGCCUCAAAUAUUUUUAAGUUAACCUUGCACUUCCCGACUGUAAAUAGUUCAAUGUUUAACCUGGUAUAAAAUCUGUAAUGUCUUAGUAGCACAAGUCAAGUGACCAGCAGUUUCUCUGGAAAUCAGGUCACUUUUGCUGCAAUUUAAUGACAUAAUAAAACCACUACCUGCAUAACAGUCUCUACAAACACGUGAAAAGUCACUAGGUCAGUCAUCCCUGUGUUUCCAAACUAAAGUUUGUCAGUAUGUCAAAGUGUGUUGUUCAUUCUUUUUUUUUAGACCAUUUGCUCAACUGAAAAACAUCUUUGUUUUGGUCUGGUUACCAAGGACUGCCCUCCAGGGUAGCUAUGCGGGUUUAAUUGCUCCCAAGGUGUGAUGGCCUGUUGACCAUUUCCAACUUUGUUAUUCUACCUUAAUAACCUUUGAAAAACAAAGUGUUCAAUCCCAUGGGCUCUCAUUAGCGUUGACAUCAAACAUUGCAUCAGAGGCAAUCUAAUUUCACAUUUUCUUGCAUUAAAACUUAUCUCAGACUAAUACACAUUCACACUAUUCCCCAAGCUCUAUGUUUCAACAACUGGUGAAUAUACACUAGGGAUUUCAGGCUAGUGAUGGUCAUUAAGGGGGCUGAGGGGACUACUCAAAGUCAUUACAGUAAGUGUGCAUCACUCAUGACCUAAAGUGCAUUGUGAUCUUAAAGAUAAGCAAAACAUUACAUCAUCUGUUUCAUAAUAGUUUGUCUUACUUUUGAUCCCUCCACGUAACUCAGAUUGGUACACGGGUGGACAGAACUUAUUGUUGAAUACUUGUAUGAGGCUGCACCAAUGCCUUAUUAUGAAGUUUAAUAAUAAUAAUAAUCUUUAUUUAUAUAUAAUCUAUUUUCUUGGGAUAAAUAGUUCUUAAUCUCCAUUAGCCUGGUGUAUGAUUAUUAUAACUUCAGAAUAUUUCUAUAAAUCUGAUACAUGCUGAUACAGUGAUAAUGUGUCAUCCUUAACAAUGACCACUGUAGAUUACUUUGAGUCAAUUAUGUACACUGAACAUCCUCUCUCUGCACCAAACAUUUCUCAGUAAGCUUUAAGUUAAGUGAUGGUUAUAUAUUAUACCAGCCUCUGAACACCCUUCAUGAAAGCAAAAUAAUAUGUGGCUGUGUCCAACAAAAAUGUACCGUUUACUUUACCUUUAUUCAUUUUCAAGAGUUCCCUAGCAAACAUAGGCAGCAGCAGAAAAUAACAGUGGCAGACAUAAAAGCAAAUGAAUAAACAUUUAAAAUAAAGCAAUAAAAGGAUUAUUAUAAAGUAUUAAAAGACAUUCAAAACUAUAAAGAGCGAUGUUACUUUUUCUUAGACAUGUGAGAAUACUUUAAAGGUGUUCAAUUAGAUCAGACAAGAUACAUUUUUUCGCAGUUUAGUACUGGUUUGAGCAGAAGGAAUACAUCCUGAGUGAGAAGAACCUUCCUGCACUUUUAUUGUAGGAUUCCAUUCCGUAGGUGAGAAGAAUGUAGUCCACUAACAGGCUUACAGUUUAUUGGUAUAAAUAUGUCAAUAGUUAAGUCUAUACCUGGACAAGGAAGAUCAUGAAACCCAAUUAGGAAAACAGAGAUCAAUCGUUAGCACGGGCUCUGAGCUUUGUUAUAAAUCGUAGUGUUAGAUAUUAUCCAGUGUGUGUUGCUAUUGCGAAUAUGAAUGUAUGUAGCAUGCAGCACGGCUACCAGGCCAUGCUGAAUGCUGCGUAGAAAGUCUGACCUUUCAUCUUCAGUUGAAAUUUCGAACUGGGAACUCAGAUAGUCAAAGUCAAAGUCAACUUUAAUGUCAAUCUUACUCAGUUUGUGUUUACAGACAGAGGGAUCGACGUUUCAAACAAUCCACAAUUAAGUAAAAAAACACAACAAUCAAUAUAUACAAAAUCAUAUAUACAAAAUAACAGUCACUUCAAUAUCAAUAUCUUUGGUGCAAUAUCAAUAUCUUUGGUGCAAGAUUGCACCAAAGAUACUCUUCCCAGUACAACUGGAAUGCAUCAAAGGUCCCAGCAGCCUGGAUACCAGCCCAAGCCCUAAAGCCCAGGCCAAAGUCCCAGCCGCCCAGCUUCAGUUCCAUCAGCUGACUCAGCGCCAUCCCUUGUUCAAGUUCCAACCCUUGACCCCGCUCCAGCUCCAGCCCCUCGUUGGCAAAUCCGGUCGACUCCAACCGCUGAGCCUUAUCUUUAUUUAUGUAGAAAUCAAAGUUUGAAUUGGAAAAGUAACUUGCUUAAGUUAUAUGCUGGUUAUUUUAAACAAAAAGUGAACAACAUUCCAAGUUCCCUCUUAAGAUAAAGGCCUGGAUAGCCGGAAACCAGAUACCUUUGUAACAAUAUCAUAUUUUGUGCGGAUCUAAGAAUGUAAGCAAUUUGUUUUAGAUUAAGGCAUUUGCUACGCUACUGCACAUACAUGUUUAAAUAUGUAUUGUUGUCAGAUAAUUAUCAGAUGAACCAAGUGCUGCCCCUGGCCAAAUUUGGGCCCAACGCAAUUUUUUUUGUCACGAGGCCCCCCUCCCCCCGAUUUGUACAAAAAACUCCCAAUCCCAUACUCAACAUUUAUAAACUGUCAGCAAGUAGUAGUUGGAAAUAUAAUAUCUACUUUAGCGGUAUACCAUACCAGAGAUCUAAUACUGCUGGUGCUUAACAUCCUAGAAAAAUAUUCGAUGAAGUAGCUUUGGGUGGUCAUAUGUUUUUGAGAAGACGUUAAGUUUGUAAGCCUAGUUGAGGCUAUUGAGAUGGCAUCAUUCAAAUGUUAACCUGCACAAUUGCGGCCACUUCAUACAAUUUGUGACUCCACAGACUGUAUGGCACGACUGGAGUUGUGCGUCAGUUGGUGUUUGUCCAAUUUACAGUUUAGAAUAUAUAUUGUUUGAGAAGAUGAACCAUUAACCACUGUUAUCUACAUAAUUGUAAAGUGCCUUUAAAAAGGAAUAAAGAAAAGCCAAAUGCUUUAAAACUUCUGGCAAACAACGUACCGACAGCAUCACAAACUGCAAAUGCAGUUGUAUGAAGGGCCUUGUACAUAACUGCCUGAUUAAUACUUCCCAUGUCUGUAAGGGUCCCCUUUGCUCUUCGAGACGCAAAAUUACGUAUUUCAUCUUGUCCAUGACUGCAUGGACUGUACUAAGUUUCGACUUCGCAAUUUGUUGUUGGUUGCUGGCAUAUGCACCUCUAGCUGGUAAGCCAACGAAGAAGGAAAAAUUAACAAGUAGUUGUUUAAAAAAAGUUUGUGUCAUACGAUUUGCUAAAACGGCCAUUUCCAGUGUUAUUAAAAGCUGUCUCUUUCAAACAGCGCACCGGAGAGUGUGCCCAUUAAAUGCACAUGUGUGGUGGGCCCUGUACACACACUGUAGUAUGACUAGUCUUUAAACUAGUUUUUAAUGUGUUGUCGACUUUGGCCUGAUAUUGCCAUCAAAGUUUGUUCGUGUAUAAAUGCUUAGGUUAAUUUAUCUACUAAGCAAUUUUAUUUUACCAUCUGCAUGCCAUAUCAACAUAGGGUAAUUUGUUUUGCGCAGUUAGUAAAUUCCCCAUAGAGUGAUGACUGCACUGAUGUAAUAACGCAUAGAAAGAUAAACAGUCUCUCAGCUGUUCCUGUGAACGCACACAGACUGCAUGAAGGAUAUUCAGACGUGAUGAAACCUCUUGAUGUUUACAGUCGAUAUAACUGAGACUGUGAUCAUUCUAAUUCAACAAACGUAUGUUUUACUUGUUGAUCUAACUGACUUGUACUCCUCUUGCAUAUUGUAUCGCUCUGUUCUCUUGUUUGGUUCACUGCUUUCCAAAUACCUGAAACUGCCUCAAUUAAUGUCUAACCUUUUACUUUCAGGCCAAAAGGUGUUGCAGCGGCACUAACUGUUGUUAGGAUCCUGCAUUGUCUUUAUUCAUCAAACAAUCUCUUUUACUGUUUAUAGGGGUAAAUGGAAAACGGUACAUAUCCCCCUUAUUCUAACCUCACCAUGUUUGUGAACAUAGGCAUCUACCGGUACCCAGCAUUUGUCCUGUGUCUCCUCUUGUAUGCUGUUAUUAUCUCUGCUAAUCUUGUCAUAAUACUGGAAAUAUCACAAGAGAAAACGUUACAUAAACCCAUGUAUAUUUUAAUUAUGUGUCUUUCUAUUAACUCUCUGUACGGUUCUGCUGGUUUCUUUUUUAGAUUUUUGAGAGACCUUCUGUCUGAUACUCAUUUGAUCCCACGAUCAGCUUGUUUCAUUCAGAUCUAUGUCAUUUACACCUAUGCAUCCUAUGAGCUCACCCUUUUAGCAAUCAUGGCUUAUGACCGGUAUGUUGCUGUUUGUCAACCUUUACACUAUCACAGCAAAAUGACCUCAAAGAUGAUCUCUAAGUUGGUUGCCUUUGCAUGGAUCCUUCCCAUCUUUACUGUUGGAGCUUGUGUAUAUCUGGCCGGAAGACUUCCAUUGUGUGGCAAUAAGAUACCUAAGGUAUUCUGUGCCAAUUGGCCUGUUGUAAAAUUGUCUUGUAUCAGUACUGUGCUUAACAACCUUGUUGGAAUGUUGAUGACUACAACGUCAGUCAUUCUGCCCCUGGCUUUUGUCUUGGACACAUAUAUAUGCAUUUUUCUUAUUUGUUGGAAAAACUCUUUAGAGUUCAAGAGCAAAGUCAUACAAAGCUGUAUGCCACACAUUGUUACAUUUGUCAAUUUUUCUAUUUCUUUGUUUUGUGAUAUUGCUCUCAGCAGGAUAGACGUUGAAAUAAUAAAUCCAUUUUUAGGAGUAUUUUUAUCACUUGAAUUUGUUUUGAUUCCGCCCAUUCUAAAUCCCUUUGUAUAUGGCCUGAAAUUGCCAGAAAUAAGAAAAUGUUUGUCACGUAGGUUUUUAUGCUCUAAACCUGUUAGGAUUGAAAAUAUUACCCAGUGCUUAAAGUAAGAGGUCUGAUAUGGACUGAGUUCUUUCAUAUAUAACUUUAAACUUUCUGCAACAAUGAUGCGUGUCAUAGUAAAGUAGUUCAAUUGUUUUAAACAUGUUGUUUUUAGUAUACUCCAAGAUGGUUGAAUUUUCAUGAUCAUAUGUUUAUAUAUAAAUAUGUUUAUAUUAUAUGUAUGCAUAUAUUCAUUCGGUUUUUUAUUUCUGAAGCUACAGUAUGUCAUCAUAUUUAUUGAUGCAAAUUAUAAUUUGAAUGUGUAAUGUACUGUAACAAAGUAAGCUGGGCAAAAGAAGGUGUGCAUAACAACGACAUAUUGUUCACUUUUCUUAUUGAAUUAAUCACUUAUUAGGAUGUAUAAUUACUAACAGAGAGACUUUUAGCUACGUAAUGUGAAUUUAUUUAUUACAUUUUUUGUUUGUGUAACAUACCAUAUAAUCAUGCUUCUCAGCCAAAUACAUAAAUGAACAAAACACAAACAAUGUGAAGCUGGGAUUUGGCAUGAGCAAGUCUGGGUAUUAACAAAUAUACAUUUUAUAUACAUUAUAUAAAUGAUCAUUAUUUUCAAUAUAACUUUCAACAUGAAGGUUCAGAGGGUUUAUCAACAGGGUUUGAUAAUAUUGUGUCACUAAAAUGAUGAUUGCAGUAGCUGAAAAGGCAUUAACAAAUUCUAUGAGAAGUAAUUAGUAAUUAAGAUGACAUAAAUAUAUAAAAAAUAUAUCACAUUAAAAAAUAAAUAUUGUUCAUUGUUAUUAAUACAUUUUCCAAUAAGAUCCUUGAAAGGGGCACCACGUUUAUAAAUACAGUUAAUGUAUGCUUAUAUUUGAGUCUAAUGAAACCUACUAUUUAUUAGGAACUGUAAUAAAUAUUUGAAUUAAUACCUAUAAAACAAACCUACCAUAUCAAUAGCUAGUAUUUAUUUAUUUAUUUAUGUAUUUAUUAUUAUGAUGCUAUGAA
Messenger RNA from Trematomus bernacchii (emerald rockcod), 6318 nucleotides. RefSeq names its product olfactory receptor 6N1-like. The record is from RefSeq and is a predicted model, not a curated record. Gene Ontology annotation, cellular component: membrane. The coding region runs from base 4404 to 5366 and encodes 320 amino acids. Gene Ontology annotation, molecular function: G protein-coupled receptor activity; olfactory receptor activity. The transcript has 2 exons. Gene Ontology annotation, biological process: G protein-coupled receptor signaling pathway. NCBI's taxonomy places the organism in Eukaryota, Metazoa, Chordata, Actinopteri, Perciformes, Nototheniidae.